AUUUAAAUCAAUAAAAUAUGGGUGAUAAUCCAAUGGAUGUUUUUAAGGAGGAAAUGGAAAAUGAGGAAGUAUAUCUAAAAGUCAAUGCAAUGCAUAGAAUUAGAGUAAUUGCAACUCUUUUAGGAAUAGAUAAAAUAAAGUCUGUACUUUUACCAUAUUUUGAAAGUAAAUAUAUGAUAAUAAAUUAAAAGCUUUAAUGAAGAAAGAAGAUGAUGAAGUCUUAUUUGCAAUGGCAGAAGAAUUAGGCUAUAUUGCGUAUUUGAAUAGGUUAAUUUUAGUUAAAUAAUUCAAUAAUAAUCAAUAUGUUUAUUACCAAUUUUGGAAUAGUUGGCUGGAUUUGAUGAGACUGUUGUACGAGAUUAAGCAGUCAAAUCAAUUAUAAUUGUGUGUGGCUAUUUAGGAGAUAAUGAAAUUUCUAAUAAUGUUGUUCCUAUGGUAACAGUUUUUGUAUAUUGUUAGAUUUUAAAAUUAGCAUCAAAUGAAGCCAACUUUACUUGUAGAGUUUCAGCUGUAAAUUUAAUGUGUCCUAUGUAUGCAAGAUCUGGAAAUUAGAAAGAAAAAUUGAGAUAGUAUUAAUUAUUAGAUAAAAUUUUUAAGAAAAUUUAAUGAAUUAUGUAGUGAAGAAACACCAAUGGUUCGAAGAGCAGUUGCAUCUAAAAUUGGUGAGAUUGCAUAAUUUAUGGAUAAGAAUCAUGUUAUUGAAGUUUUAAUAGCUGUUUUGAAAUAAUUAUGUUAAGAUGAGUAGGAUUAAGUUAGAUUAUUAUGUAUGGAAAGCAUUAUGAAUAUUGCUAAGAUUCUAAAUAUUAAUGAGAAUAAAACAAAUAUCUUACCAUUGAUAAUAUCUUCAGCCGAAGAUAAAUCAUGGAGAGUAAGAUUAGCAUUGUCAAAGAUAUUUGCAGAGGUACUAGUUUUAAGAUUAUUAUAUAGUUAGCAGAAGCAGUAGGCAAGGAGAUUGCUGACUCUUCAUUAAUUUAGAUAUUUUCUAAUUUAUUAAAAGAUCCUGAAAGUGAUGUUCGAGUAAUAGCAGUUAAAAGUUUGGCUAAAUUUAUUAAGUAUGUAUCUCCAGAGAAACUUACCCUAAUAAUUCCUUUACUAUAAUUAUUAGCUAAAGAUGCAUUUGCAUAAGUGAAAUGUAUGUAUAUAAUGUUGAUAAUACUAAGAGAAUGCUUGUUUAGUAAUUGGAUAGAUAGCUACAAUACUACCUCGUGAUAAUAGUUAAAGCAAAUUACAAUCAUAUUUAAUUGAAUUAAUGGGAGAUGAUAAUCAAGAUGUAAGAAAGAAUGCAGCAUAAUCAGUUGGAGUAUUCGCUGCUGCUCUUGGUCCUGAUGCAAUAGGAUAAUUUAUACCUCAUUUAAAAAAAAGUAUGGAGGAUCCAAAAUGGAGAGUUAGAAAAGAAACAAUGUAAACUGUUAUUCAAUUAGCUUUGUAUUUAUAAUUUAUUAUUUAAGAACAAUUAAAAAUAUAGAUGUCUUUUUAAAAUAAUUAGAACCUGUUUAUGUUUUGUUUUUGAAGGAUAGAGCUGCUGAAGUGAGAACAAUAGGUUUAUGUAGAUUGAAUGACUUAAUUUAAACUUACAAAAUUGAUUGGGCAUUGGGAAGCUUUUUUUCUAAAUGUUUAGAAGUUCUUAAUAAGGAUACUGGAUUCUUGUACAGAAUAAAUGCCUUAUAUGCAAUCUAACAUAUUGGAUAAGUGGCUGAUGGACCAAUGAUUUAAGAUAAAUUAUGGCCUAUUGUUCAUAAAUGUUUAAAAGAUAAUGUUCCUAAUAUUAAAUUUGUUAGUAUUAGGGUGGCAAAAUCAUUAUCAAAAAGGAUUGAUCAUCAAGGAACACUAAAUCAAAUAAAAUAGUAUACUUUUUCAUAUUAAUAUAGAGCAAUAAAUGAAUUGAUUGAUGAUAAUGAUAGAGAUGUUAAAUUUUAUGCCUAAGAAGCUUUACAAUAUUGAAG
Messenger RNA from Paramecium sonneborni, 1943 nucleotides. The record is from the annotation of a GenBank genome assembly. NCBI's taxonomy places the organism in Eukaryota, Ciliophora, Oligohymenophorea, Peniculida, Parameciidae.